AUGCAUAGCGUGAACGACUCGAGCAGCCUGUGCGGCUCCAAGAGCCUCUACGACUCGGAUAGCGCCUUUUCCAUGACGCCACACAGUGCGAUACUGCAGUUUGACUUUCGCUCGAAAGACCGCCCGCCGACUUCUACGCGUGUGGUCGACGAGCCGACUUUGAGCCGGAAGCAGCACGUGACCGACAUGAUUACGUCACUGCACGAGAACAGGACGAGCGUGAAUAUAUGGCAGGUGGGCUUUGGUGCCGCGCUUGGUCUCAUGCUCGGUGUGAUGCUUAUCCAUUACAACGUUGGUGGGGCGUGGGCUGACUGGCUUGCGAUGCCUGGCCAUCUCUUUAUUGCAGCACUGAAGUGUCUAGUGACGCCAAUGGUGUUCUGCAACGUCAUUGUAUGUAUCGGUGAGCUGGUGGAAGCCGGCAAGGCCGCGUCGAUUGGAAGACGAAUGAUCUUCUCAUUCGCCGUAGCGUCCAUCACGUCAUCAUGUACCGGUACGCUGUUCGCCUUCGCCAUGUCGAAGCUCUAUCAUUCGAGUGCUGUCAUACCGAUCAAGCAAGCUUUCCCGUUGCUGAGCUUCCAGUGUGCUGACGGCAAAUACCUCUCCUACGCGUCGAAUGGAACGAUUGCAUGCAGCUCGAAGAACGGCACGAUGCCGAACAGUCUAUUUGAGCUGAAGGACGUAAGUGGCUACUUACUGAUGUCGGAUACAGAGUACGCGAAUCUGAACGUGUCGGAGCAGAUUUUUACAAUCUUGAAGGACCUCGUGCCGAACAACAUUUUCGACUCGUUUUCUGGGACCUCGACACUGGGCGUGAUCGUGUUUGCAAUGGUCAUGGGGGUUGCACUAUUGAAGAGUGUGGACAAAGGAACAGGAGUGGACAACUAUCCUCUUCUUAUGGUGACACACGCAAACACAGUGAUCCUCUUGCUUCUAAACAUGGUGGUGAAGUAUACUCCAAUUGCCGUCGUCUCCUUGAUCGCGGGCUCAAUCGCUGGCUACAGCUCGUCAUUGGUACUGAUCAAAGGAAUUGCCUUUCUGGCUGGCACUUUGAUUGUCGCGCUGCUUUCGCUUACGAUCGGGAUCUUCGGACUGGCGCUUUUUGUGACGACUCGGCGAAAUAUCUUCACGCACUUGUGGCACGUGCUCCCUGCUCAGCUUUUCAUCUUUGGAUCUUCCAGUUCAAUUGCAGCCUUGCCGAUUACGUUGCGGUGUAUGGACGAUACGGAGGAAGUGCCGUGCCAGAUCUCGAGAUUCAUCCUGCCGCUUGGUGCCACAUGUAAUCUGAAUGGCACGGCCGUUUACAUGCCGCUAGCGUGUGUCUUUUUGGCGAAAGUUGGUGGAUACGAUGCGUUGCUGACGCCUCUGCGCUUCGUCCUGUUGGCAUUUGUAAGCGCCAUUGCGUCAUUCGGUGUUGCUGGCGUGCCCCACGCUGGUUUGGUGAUGGUGCUUACUGUGUGGCGGACAGUUUUCGGUGUAGAUGUGCCCGUAGUAUUCACAAUCUUGGCGAGUACGGACUGGAUUCUAGACCGCCUACGGUCUGUAGUAAACAUGACAAACGAUACUAUCAUCGUACGAAUCAUCGCUGCACAGCAGACGGAAGACAUCGAUGUGUGA
This is a messenger RNA of Hyaloperonospora brassicae, 1614 nucleotides long. NCBI's taxonomy places the organism in Eukaryota, Oomycota, Peronosporomycetes, Peronosporales, Peronosporaceae. The record is from the annotation of a GenBank genome assembly.